Molecule: messenger RNA, 2433 nt
Organism: Dermacentor silvarum
Lineage: Eukaryota; Metazoa; Arthropoda; Arachnida; Ixodida; Ixodidae
Product: solute carrier family 22 member 3
Exons: 11
Coding region: 628-2331 (567 amino acids)
Biological process (GO): transmembrane transport
Cellular component (GO): membrane
Molecular function (GO): transmembrane transporter activity
Source: RefSeq, a predicted model, not a curated record
UGUGCAAACAACGACUUCGGAGGAGAGAAGAAAGCGUGGCGGGUUCGAAUGAGCCUGCAGACUGCGGUCUAGGUAUACAAGAAGAGGUGGUGCGCAGUUACUGGGACCGCUCGAGGACUGCCGGCGUUCCUACGCAGCGGCUUGAUCGUGGGUGCGCGUUGAAAUCUACAUGGUACCCCACCUGGACCCGAAAUCUGCACUGCAUCGGCCGAAAGCAGCGAUCGAAGUUGAGUUGAUCGAACACCGGAAGCAAUUGCUGCUCUAUCUCAAGCUAAGCCUUCCACCUCGACUGGCAGCUGGAGGCCCCGUCUGGACCCGUCCGUGUAAUCUGUGUGCGCCAAGGACGAAACAGGAUUUCCCCUCAAAUUCGCCGCAUCUGUAUCAGGGCACACCGGCGUGUCAGAACUGACGCCAAUCAACACAUCCCGUUGGAGAAAAAAAACGCAAGGACAACAGAAUAACCCAGCUCUCGUGGUUACACGUUCUGAUACAGCUAUAAAGUGCUCAAGUUUUCAGACCACCGCCGAGGCCCAUCGUCCUUUAUCAAGCAAACCUGCGCAUCGAAGAACAUAGUUCUUCUACAUCUUCACAUCGCCGGUGUAGAAAGUUCGACAGAACAAAGUCACCAUGGAUUUUGACGGGGCCCUGAUGAAGACCGGCGGCUUUGGCCGCUUUCAAACGACGCUCGCCCUUGUGUUCCUCACCACGGCCACAGCGCAUUUCUCGUUCAACCACAUGGCCCAGGUGUUCAUACUAAUCGUACCCGAGCAUUACUGGUGUCCCGUCGCGGCUUCUGAAGGCGGCGGUGCGAACUCAAGCUUCGAAGUCGGCUUCUCCGAAGGAGACUCGUGGAACGGCUCGCUCCUGUUGACCAGACAAACUUGCCGCCUCGAACUGGGCAUCGGUGCCGUGGAUAUUAAUGGCACUACUACGGAGCAAUGCCCCGAAGGCUGGCACUACGAGUACGGUGACCUGUAUGCGACCAUGUCCACUGAGCACAACUGGGUUUGCGGCGACAGCUGGAAGCAAUAUGUGCUCCACACGACCUUCUGGAUCGGUUCGAUGGCCGGAUACGUCACAUCCGGAUUCCUCGCGGACAGGUUCGGUCGUCGGGUGGCCAUCGGUAGCCUCUCUGCGGUGAGCGCUCUGGCCAAUCUGAUGCCGCUCUUCAUCUCGCAGCACUGGGGCCUGGCUGUGGCCAGGCUCAUCGCCGGCAUGGGCGCCGAAAGUGUCUGCUCCACCAUCUUCGUUCUAGUGAUCGAGUUCACCAUUCCCGAGCGGCGCACGCUGAUCGGCUUCGUGUGGGCCUUCAGCUGGACCAUCAUGGCGUCUUCUUAUCCCUGGUACGCCGAUCUCAUCCAAAGCUGGCGAGGGCUGGUCCUCACCAACUCUGCGCUCAGCGUCGCCAUCCUGGUCAUUCUUUGGUUCGUGCCGGAGUCUCCUAGCUGGCACCUGACAGUAGGGCGGAGAGACGAGGCCGUUCGUACCCUCACUAAGAUCGCUAGGGUCAAUGGGCGGCGCGAGAUCACAGAGGAUGACUUCAAGACACUCCAGAUAAAGACGACGGAGGUGGCACAGUCCGAGCCGAAAAGGAGCUUCUGGAAGGACACCCUUGCUAUGGUGGCGACACCGCGCCUUCGGAGGAAUACUCUGGUGCUGUUCGGCGGAUGGUUCCUCAUCUGUCUUGUCUACAACGCCAACACACUGGAGCUGAGCCACCUCGGCUUGAACGUGUACGGCACGUACUCGACGGCCAUCGCGUUCGAGCUUCCCGUCAACCUCUUCACCAUCCUGGCCCUCGAUAGGCUAGGGCGGCGGUGGCCCAACGUGGCCUUUAUGUUCGUCGGGGGCAUCAUCUCCCUAGUCAUGGCCCUGCUCAGAACAGACUCGUCGGCAGCCACACUAAUCAUGGCUGUGAUCACGAUCGUCUGCUACGCGGGCGGCUACAAUAUCACGUACCAGCUGGCCUCCGAGAUCUUCCCCACCGAGAUACGAGGUCGGGGAGUGCUCAUCAAGCGGCUCUUCGGCGACAUCGGCAGCUGUCUGGGUGCGGACGUCGCUUACUUGGUGGAGUAUGACCGGUACCUGCCGCUGCUCGUGAUGGGCGUGUUGUCGCUGCUGGCUGCGCUGCUGCUCUUCUUUGUGCCGGACACGGUGCACGAACCACUGCCGCAGACUAUCGAGGACGGCGAGGAGUUCGCAAAGGACCAGGGGCUCUGCUUCUGCCCCGUACUCGUCACCAGGUUACCCGACCGGCAAGACAAGGAAAGGGGCGACAAAUCGAACGGAGAGCCCGUGAAGGGGGAUCAAGAAAUCGUCACACACUUAUAGGAAUACAAGAGAUCAGCCAUUUGAUCGCCAGAUGCACGCCUGCGUACGGAAACAAAGAGAGACAUCUGCUGAAGUUAGCAAUAAAGUUCCUAUUUUACACCA